Cuscuta europaea is the source of this 3025-nucleotide messenger RNA. NCBI's taxonomy places the organism in Eukaryota, Viridiplantae, Streptophyta, Magnoliopsida, Solanales, Convolvulaceae. The record is from the annotation of a GenBank genome assembly.
UUCAUAAAAAUGUGAAAUUUUAGAAAAUUUUGUUCAAAUUCUCUCUGAGAUAGAUAAAAUUAUAAAUGUACUCCAUUAUGCCUGGUCUCAUAAUCAUACUCCAUGCCAAAGGUUCUCCACCUUAAAGUAAUCAACCAUAUUCGGAGAGAUUCAUAAAAUUUAUGGGUUGGUACUUUGGUUAUUCUACAGCCUACACAGCUACGCUACACCUUUUAAGGUAAAAGCAGACAGGCUACAUACAACUCACAGUCACACUCAUUGAGUCUCUCUCUACACUUCUAUCCUCUUCAACAUUUCUUGGGAACUCUCAUUUACUCUCUGUGGUAACCUUUUUCUUCCCUUCCUAUGCCGUAUCUGUUUCUGUACUCAAGAAGCGAAAGUAUCAUUUGGCACCUUAUUUCAUUAUCAUCACGAGCCCAUACUGUUUUACUGUGAUCAAAUAGUACCAGAAGUGUAAGAAAAAACCAUUUCUUUAUCUGUAAUCAGUAAAGUUUUCAUUUUUUUACGGUUUUGAGAAAACUGCGGUCAAAUUCCAAUUUUGUGUGAGCUUCUUUUAGCUAAAAUUUGAGAAUGAAAAACAAGAAGCAAGAUUGCUCUCCUUUUUGUACCCUAAAAUUUAUCCUUUUUAUUUGCAAGAAAACAUGUGUCUCCACGUCAGGAGCAGAUCUUGCUGCAACAUGUGAAGGGUAGAAACGAUGGCGUUUUUUCAGGAACGUAUUUUAUUUUCAAAUAAACGCUGAUUUUUUCGGGACCGUAAUGGACCUUCCAUUGAUGAUGGGGUGUUAGGAAGAUGUUUUUCUUCACGUUCUCACUUUUGGAAAGGAAAUGUGAAAGGAAUGGGUGUUUUUUCCCAAUCUUUCUUUGUGAAUGACUGAAAGUGUUUAUUUAUUUAUAUAGUUUAAUAUUUAUUUUAAAUUUUGACUUUCAAGUUAAAAAGUUGAAAGUGACAUUGGCAUGAAUGGAAGAGAUAGAACAAAGUAGACUUUGGGUGUUAUUGUUGGGUUUAGGGGAUAAUUGUGUACUUGUUCACUAAUCUAACUCUGGUGUCCAAGUCAAUCCUAGUCAUGCAUUCUUGUCUGUUAAUUUGAACCAUCAGCUCAGUAAGAGUUUGAAAUAAGAUUUGUAUUGUUUUGUUUUUCUACUUUUCUUGAGGUUGAUACGUUUGGAUGAUUGGAGGAGUUUCUCUGCAGGACAGAUAUAAAUUAGUGAUUUGAAGAUGUUUUUGACUUCUCCCCUCCUUUUUGUAAAUUGCUUCAGCUAGCUUUGGACUGUAGGUUUUGGCUGGGAAUACUUUCUGAGGGUAAAAGGGGAACAAGAUCACGAAAGAUUGCAUCUUUGCCAUAUCAUAGGCUGAACCCCAGGUGAUUUAAUGCUCAGCUAGUUAUUAUACAGAAUUAAAGAUGGAAUGGAAUGCAAAGUGGGACUGGGAAAGCUUGGCUGAGCUUAGCUCAAAAGCUUGUGAAAGUCCUCAGAAACUGCAACUCACAGACUGGGGAAUAGUGGAAGAGGAGGGCGAAAUCGUAAAUGCACCCUUCAAUAAUAAAAAUAACAUAUCAGGGGGUAGCUAUGUCUACGACGCGGGGGGCCAGGGCUCUUCUACCUCUUCCCCGAAAAACGGAGGGGCAAAAUCGGAAAAUCGCAGAGAGAAGGACGCGUCGAUCGGCGGCUCGGCUGAGGCGUGCAUCGGGUUGAAGCUGGGAAAGAGGACAUAUUUUGAGAACCACGGUGGCGGCGGAGUAGGAGGAGGGAACGGCGGAAAGACGAGAAAACCAUCGACGGCUGGGGGUUGUGAGGGUGGGGCCGGAGCGCGGUGCCAGGUGGAGGGAUGCCACGUGGACCUGUCGUCGGGGAAGGAGUAUCACCGGAAGCAUAGGGUUUGUGAGAGUCACUCGAAGUAUCCUAAAGUGAUGGUGGGUGGCUUGGAACGUCGCUUUUGCCAGCAAUGUAGCAGGUUCCAUAGCUUGUCAGAAUUUGAUGAAAAGAAACGCAGCUGUCGACGUAGACUUUGUGAUCACAAUGCAAGACGCCGCAAGCCACAACAGGAUGCUUUUCAGUUCAAUAAUUCAACCAAUAGGCUAUCUACUUCCUUUUAUGAUGGUAGGCAACAAAUAAACUUCAUGAUGAACAAUGUCCCACUUUUUGACACUAAUAAAACUGCUUCAAAUUCAACUUGCUGGGAAAAUAAUAACAACACAUAUGCCUCCAACAUGUACACUAUUACAAGAGGGUUUACUUCCCAGCCCGAAAAACCCGGUAGUACAAACAAACAAUCAUACAUGUCCACAGGGAUCCACCAGCCUAACACUUGCAGUUUUCGUGAUAAUAAUGUGUCUGAUGAUGUACUAUUGGAAUCUAAGGGCCACACAGAAGAAGGCUUCACACAAGGUGGCAAGAGAGCUAUGUUCUACAUGGAAACAAGCAUGGCAGAGAAAUAUCCCCGUGCUCUCUCUCUUCUGUCAACUUCUUCUUGGGGUUCAUGUGAAGACCAACACAACAAUUCCUCCAUUUCAGAAUCAGCAAACCCGACCACCGCCUUACACGAACAACAAACAAUCCCGCUCCACCUUCCCCUCACACCACCGCAGUACUGGCAACCCGAACCAACCAACGGUCACCUCCCGGAUGUUCAUAAUCUUUUCAAGGUCCCACAAGAUGCUGACUUUUAUCUAGACUCAUUCAACUGACAUCUCUGAAGAAGAUUCAAGAAAAUCCAAGGAAAUCUUGCCUGCCCAGCUCAUUAGUGGUGUAUAUGAUUUGGUUGUGUAGAGUUUUUUUAGAUUCACUUGUUCUCACUAAAGGAGGUGUUUUUUUACGAUGGGAAGUGGUUUGCUUUCCAAGUAUUGUUUGUUCUGUAUUUGACUAAGGAAAGUGUAGAUGGCCAAAUGCAAUCAUUUUCCUUUUGUAGGAAGAGAGUGAAUCUGAUGGGACAAGGUUACAAGGGUGGAAAGAAUUUUUCAUGGAAAAUUUUAAACGUCGCUAAAUCUUUAUAAACUGGCAAAAAAGAAAUGAAAAUUGUUGAGUACCC